CGAACGGUCUGAGGACAUUGAAACAUUGAAAAUCAAAAAAUCGCAGAAAAUAGAGAAAGGCGAAAAGUAAACGACCCCCGCCCCGCCCGCAAAAAAACGGAAAUUCGCAAUAUAAAACACCGAAACGGAAACAAUAAACAAAGAAAUCCUUUAAACCGAAAGGAAGAAACGAAAAAAACCAGGACUUUCAAGUGUGAUAAAAUCGAACAAAGGAGAAAAGUCGGAUUACGAAUUACGGACUUUAUAUAUGUAUAUUUAUAUAUAUAUAGUUUGUAUAUAGCUUAAUUCAGGGACUGGAUUUGCUCGUUAUCCUUGGCGGCUUCGUCCUUUGUUGUUAUUGAAUUAUUAUAAUUCUCUACAGGAUGUUGUCGCUGUCGUCGCCGCCGUGGCUGCUGCUCCUCGUCCUUUUCCUCUUCAGCAAUGGCUCGGCCACGGUGGUUUCCUUCGCGGAGAAUGUGACACUGGCGACGCUACCUUCUUCCUCGCCAGUUUCCGUGAGCUUCAGUCCGGUCUCCUCGGCUGCACCGCCCGUUUCCGUCGACCUGGAGAACCAAACAGCAAUUGGUGGCCUGAACGCGAACAACGAAGCCAGCGAUGAGCAGACAACUGGCAACAGCAACAGCAACACCAGCAGUCACAGCAGCAACAUCAGCCUGCCCAGCGGCAGCAACAUCACGAGCAGCAGCAGCAACACCAGCAAUCCCAAUCCCAACGCGAACUUAAGUUCAGUGUCCACUCUAAGCACAACGACAGCGGGCGUUUCUGGUGGGGAUCGGGAACGGGAGCGGGAACGGGAUCGGGAUCAGCAGGAUGCCCUGAUCCUGGCCACGCCCACCGCCUUAAACGGCAGCAGUGCGCCCCCCGAACACCAGACAAUUGGCCAGGCACCGCCCACAAAAGGGGAGCAGGAGGCGAUCCUGCGGGCAUUGGACUGGCUGAAGGAGAAGCGGGCCUCGGACUACGGCUGGGGCAACGACACCCAUGUGGUCAUCCUGGCCAAGGAGCUGUCCGGCGGUCGGGACCCCAACGACAGUGUGGAUGCCCAUGUGCUGGUCAUCCAGGAGCUGGAGGACACGCUGUCGGUGAAGGAGAUGGAGAUCGAGAUACUGGCCAUGCUGGACCGCCACCACACGCUGCCGAAGCCCCUCGACCUGGACAAGCUGGCUCGCUAUGUCCUGGCCCUGGGAUCGCUGUGCAAGGACCCCAAGCAUUUCCAUGGCCACGACCUGGUGGCCACACUGCAGCACCACGAGCCCGCGCAGGACAUCGAAUUCGCAUUGACCACCCUGUCGGCCUGCAGUUCGGCGGCGCAUGUAAGGAAGCGCCAGAUCCGUCGGCUCUUAGACAUCGCCAGCGGGGUGACGGACCAGAGUGUGGACGCCAUUGCCAUGGUCAUCCUGGCCCUGCGGUGUAUCGUCACCGACCACCGCCACCGGCACCUGCAGCACUUCGUGCGACGGCCGGCGCGCGGAUUGGCCAGUCUGCAGGACCAGCGGGGCAGCUUCGGUUCCCUGAGGAGCACGGCACUGGCCAUGCAGGCGCUGCAGGACCUGGAGUACGAUCCCGCAGGACACUGGAAUCGCACGGCCGCCUCGCGCUACAUAUUGAGUCGCCAGCGGGCGGAUGGCGGAUGGAGCGAAGAGCCGCUGCAGGAUGGCCAGGAACCCGACAUCGGAGUGGGCCUCACUGCGGACAUCAUCCUGGCACUCGGUUGGAAGGGAUUGGGUGCCGUGCGCGCCCUGCAGUGCGACCAUGUGAUACGCGAGAGCAGCGAUCCCACGGAGAACGGAGAACCCAAACUGGCGGUUCCCUUCGGCUUGAGUUCCUCCGCCGAAGAGUCCGAUGCGAAGAACAUCUCGUACACGUACACACUCUGGGUGGGAUCCAAUGUGACCGAGGCCUUCUCCUUGUCCCUCGUCUCGCCCAAAAACACUAGCUUUUUUAAGGCCAUGACCCAGGCGGCCGAAAUGGAUCCCAGAUUUAUUUUCGAGGCUCGAGAGUGGCCCAAUGGCCACUAUGUGCACACCCUGUACGGCAAAAAGGAGGAGCCCCGAGGGUAUCACUACUGGCUACUUUAUCGAUUGCCAGAGCUGCCCGAUCCCAACAAUACGCCCGGGAAUCAGCUUAUUGCGCCUGUUGGUGUGGACGAGCUAAUGGUCGAGGAUGGGGAGCACUAUCUGUACUGGUACAAGAAGCUCUAAGCACGCGGCCUUAGACGGAGCUGCAGUUUAACCCACUAAGCAAAGUCGAUAAACACCCGGUGCUAUUGGACUAUACCUAGUAUAUGUAUGGCCAUAUAGUCACGUCUCACACACACACAACACAUACGCAACAAGCGAUAAGAAAAAAGGCAAACACACUCGCCCAGGAAUAGGUGUAUGUGCUACAGGUAUUCCUGAGUGGGUGCAUUGCUCCCUCUAUUUAUAUUGCAUAUAUAACUGCAUAAUAAUGGCGUAAUCAAAAAAAAAGAGAAAAGAAAAUACAAGGACACCAGGGACAAAAAAAAACAACAAAAACACAAAUAAAAUCACAAGAGAGUGAAAGAUCGGUGAAAGGAGGUAAAUGUGGAAGCCCUGAUUUCUAACGGAUAACUAGGAUAUAACACCCCAAAUAGUUAAUUGCUCUAGACCUCACAACUGAUCUCGAUUCGGAGCACCUCAGGCUAAACUUAUGCAUAACGAUAACUAACGAAGGGAGAGCAAUAGCAAUGUGAAAACAAAAACAAAAACCAAAAUAUCGACUUAAAUGCACUAACAACUGGCAUCGAACGGUUAGCAAUCCGUCCGUUUUAGGCCCUCUCAAAAGCUUCGCUUCGCAGCGAUAACUAUUUCGUUGCUCGUUAAAAGACACCCAAAACUAAGAAAAACCAAAUGCUUUAUAUGUUAUUGAAGUGGGGAAGGACAAUGGAUCUUUCGAUCUGGAGGUAGACAAAACGGAGGAGGAGAUGGAGGUGGAGAACGAGGCCAUCGAGCUAGUCCAAGCGAAGCAUGUUAUACCAAACACCGUACGUAACAAUAAGUGAUUGAAAAUCAUCCUUAGACAUACACACAUACUGCAUAAAUCGAUAUAUACAUCUUGCAUAUACAUUUAAAGAAAACCAAAAAGAAAAACAGAAAAAAAAACUAGUUUUAUAUGAAGUUAAGCAAACGAAAAGGCCGUGGCAUAUUAUAUAACGAUUAUACAGGAUAGCGACGAGGAGGAGAGAACGAUACUACCCCAGGACACUAUAUACAAACGCUCUAUAUGCCCGUCAAGAACUAUUCACUCCCCAUUAUUACGUGCAUACAUAUACCCCAUGCCAUACUACCCAAACUACAUACAUACAUACUGCAAGCAUACAUAUAAUACUAUCUAUCCCCCGAAAUGCCUACUCAUUAUAUAUCGCCACCCCCAUAUUUCUUCACUUGUCACUCGGAACUCGGAACUUUCAAGCCGUUGAUCUUAAAGCCUAGCCUAACCGAAGAAAACUACAAACUACUAAAACUACUACUUGAGAUCUUUAAGUGCAGCAGCGAAUCCAAAACUAAACUAAACAUUACUAACCUAGCGAUCUAAACUAACUCGUUUAUAUUAUAAGCAUGAAAUUGAGCUUUUUAAUUGUGCAGAUCCCAAAUUAGAACACGAAACACCCACACCUAGACACUGAUGGAAAACGGAGAAAGAAGCGUAGGAUUUGAGGAAUGUGUUAUGUAUGUUCUUAAACCCAGUAUGUCCCCUCUAUGAGUACCCAUAGAGUUAUUUUUGAGGUCCACAACUUUCGAGUGACAGCAACAGCCGGUACAUUUGAGCAGUAUAUUCCGAUUCCACACGAACUUUGCAAAAUUGGUACUUACUAAAUUUUACUUUGUUACGAUAACUGUAUCUAAAGUAAAAACAAAUUAAUUAAUGAUGAAAAUAGUUAUGGUUUUUUAAAGAAAUUAAAGUUUUACCACUAUUAGUUCUUUAAAAUUGAAUUAGUUGAUUGAAUAAGUUAUCUUGCAUACAUAUGAACCCGCUGUUGCUGACUUCUUAUAUUCUGUUUGGUGAGUGGAGAAAGUAACAAGAACAAGCGU
Molecule: messenger RNA, 4052 nt
Organism: Drosophila rhopaloa
Lineage: Eukaryota; Metazoa; Arthropoda; Insecta; Diptera; Drosophilidae
Exons: 6
Coding region: 363-2201 (612 amino acids)
Biological process (GO): cobalamin transport
Molecular function (GO): cobalamin binding
Source: RefSeq, a predicted model, not a curated record